CUCAGUCCUUUGCAGUUUUUCUCAUGUCUUCAGAGUAAAUUUGAUAGGCAUAGGAAAUGUCAUUAGAUACUGAACUGAGAGUCAAUGAAAAGGAACUCUGCUUCUAAGAAUGGUACAUCACCACUCCUCCACCCCUCCAUUUUAUACCAUGUGAACUAAUGUAAGUGGAAAAGAUGUUUAUUUCUUUUCUUUUUUUUUACUAACCUUCUCAUGCUGCAUUGCAGAAAUAACAGCACACAGGCACAUAUUUUUUCUCAACAGAAAAAAAUAUAUGAAUUGGACGUAUUGGCAGUGUAAUUAUUGAUGUCUUCAUCCAUUCACUACUUCCCAGUACAUUAAGAACUGCCCCCAUCGCUAAAAGUCACAUUUUGCAUGGCUACUAGUUUAGUGUAUUUAUGGUGCAUGAGUCACUGAGCUUUCUCCUGAUUGGUUGAAAAUUAAACACCCCUGGGACUGUCAGUCAGUUACAGCCAUUCUCAGCUUCAUUCACAGAUUUAUUUAGCUUGCACAGAAUGAAAUUCAUUCAGAAAACUUCAUUCAUAAAUACUGCAACAUUCUCUUUCUCUAAUCUUCCAUACAAAUAAGCUACCAUGACCUGGCUACUGAAGAAAAUCUACGGAUGACUCAAAAGGCUGCCAGAGAGGCUUCACUGUAAUGUUUCCACUGACUGGUAAAUAUGAAGAUUUGAAGUCCAUUUGUGCCGGAUCAUAAAUCUGCGUGGAGUAUUUUUGCUUACUGAGGUGCUAAAGGAUCUUCCAAGAAUUAACAAGGUUUUCACUGAGAGAAAUUGAGUUUCAUCUACAGAAUUAUUUAACGUGGGAUUUUCUCACCUACAUUUGUGUGAAUAAAGAAUUUUUAAAAUUGCAAAUAUUUUUCCCGAGAGAGAAAUUCAACAUUAAUAUGCUAAGGACAAGGCUAGUGAAAAAUCUCCUUUUAUUGUUGCUGACUUAGGAAAGGUAGAGAUUUUAAUUCUCAUGUACUGUUUUGAUAUGAAAUUGUGCUUUCCUUUUCCUUUUUGAAAUAUCUAUAUCUAUUUAGAUAGAUAUGCCCACUGCAGCCAGGGUUUUACCAUUGUUGAAACAGGGUUAUAGUAGUGCGUGUUCAAAGCUAAGAACAAUUUAGAGCUUGCUUGCUUGCUUGCUUGCAAACCUGGUGAUGGAGAACAGCUCUUCAGAUUAAACUGCUGUAGCUUUCUUUGGUUUACCUGCAUGUGUGUGUAUAUAUAUAUAUAUAUACGUACAGUUCAUUCAGAUUCAAUUCCAAAUAGCCAGAUGUCCAGACGGAACGAAGCUGGGUUUAUUAAGAGGAAGAAGCCAUUUGGGAACCACUUGAGAACACCAAUGACAACAAAACCUGCUCUUGUCUUUUUUCUUUUCAAAAUAGUUCUGCUUUGCCUAAUUCCAUAUUACUUUCUCUUAUUCAUAAGAAAGCCAUCAGUUUAGGGGAAGGGGUGGAGGGAGAGAGAAUCCAGUUACAGAACUUUGAAGGCUAUGAGAGAACGCAUUCCACAUAGCCUCAGUGGACACAUACUCUAUGUAGGACUGUUGAGAGACCCAGGAAUGCUUCACAGGGCUAAGUAUAGUCGUUUUAGAAACGAAUCCGUCACAUCGUUGGAGGAAGAUGUGCAGAGUGGUCCUGUGCAUCUUAAAGGCUCUUCAUCUUCUUGUUCCUCGACACCAAACAUGCCCAUCGAAGAUGUCGCCAUAGGGAUGCCAGACAGCUCCAUCACUUUGUGCACCUUGAUACCUCGCAUGGCUAACGUUAAGCUGGCCAACCCUUCCACCUUACCAAGCUUAAGGAACUUCUGCCUACGGACUAAAGAGGUGCCAAGAAUUAAACUCACAGAAUGCGCAACUGUCCCGAGCAGCUCAACCUUGCCAGAAAUCAACUGCUGCCUGGCUGCUUCUUGUCCCCGGGGAGACCCAGGCAAGCCAACCAAGGCAAAUGCAAACAUCCAAGAGGAGAGUGCCUUGUCGGGCUCUGAAGAAUUGGCUUUCCUAUCUAAACAGGACAAAGACCUCCGGCAGAGGGAUGAAUCCAGUUUGGAGACUGGGAUAACGUACGCCGUCCAAUAUAUGGGCUGUAUUGAAGUGUUGCAGUCAAUGAGAUCUCUGGAUUUCGGCACUCGGACACAAGUUACCAGGGAAGCAAUAAGUCGGCUGUGUGAAGCUGUGCCAGGAACACACCGAGCCGUAAAAAAGCGGAAGCCUCCAGCUAAAUUUCUAUCUCCUGUACUUGGUAAAAGGAAUCUUCAGUUUUCUGGCAUGAAUACAAAACUGACCAUCUCAACAACCAGCCUUACUCUCCUGAACGUUGAGACUCAGCAGAUUAUUGCCAGUCACCACAUGCAGUCCAUUUCAUUUGCCUCUGGAGGUGAUCCUGAUACAACAGAUUAUGUUGCCUAUGUUGCUAAAGAUCCUGUUAAUCAAAGAGCCUGCCACAUAUUGGAAUGUCCCAGCAGAGUAGCCCAGGAAGUCAUAAAUACCAUAGGGCAAGCUUUUGAACUCCGUUUCAAACAAUACUUGAAGAAUCCUUCUGCUUUGAUUGCUUCCAAUGAAAGAGAAGUGGUUAAUCUUAGUGAAUCUACAUGGAAUAUUCAGGAUAAGGAUCAUGAAUACUAUAAUGAAAUCCCAGGGAAAGAACCUCCUACAGGUGGACUAUUAGAUGCCAGAUUGAAGGUGCCCACAGAACAAAGAACAAACUGUCCAGUGCACUAUGAACAGCAAUACAGUCCGACUGGGAGCCUCAAAUCCAUGAAUAUUUAUGAAAAUUGCCCAGAGGAAUCCGAGGCAGUAGAUAACUGCAGUGAACAAGUGCAGGGAGCAAAGAAAGAUGCUGCCUUGCUGAAAAAUGCAAGCAAAUUGGAUCUUUUUGAUGACCCUCGAUACAUCAAUACUCAAAAUUUACAGACUACAUCCUGUACUACCAGAAGCUGUGGCAGCCCAGUUCAUCAUUCAAAAUUGUUAGAAAAUAUUGAGCAGAAUCUUCCUAGCAAUAUAGCUAGUCUUGGAAGCAUUGCAGGCAUAAAGCAACAGUUGUGGAAUGAAGAAUGCUACCACGGAAAGUUAACAAGGAAAGCAGCAGAUUGCCUUUUAGUGAAUGAUGGGGAUUUUUUGGUGCGCGAAAGUGCAACGUCACCUGGCCAGUAUGUUUUGAGUGGGCUGCAAGGAGGACAGGCAAAACAUUUGCUACUGGUGGAUCCUGAAGGCAAGGUUAGAACCAAAGAUCACGUAUUCGACAGUGUGGAUCAUCUUAUUCGCUACCACAUGGAAAAUAAGUUGCCAAUCAUCUCUUCUGGAAGUGAAUUAAAUCUGAAGCAGCCUGUGAGGAAAGGGACUGGGCACCUGCAAUAUAACAAAUAAUUCUGUUGGCUUACAUCAUCCUCAAGGCAAUUCUUUUUCCCUAAUAAAAAUCCCAGUGACUAUUUUGAAACAUGGUUCCUACAAAUCCAGCUCUACAAAGAAUAGAGGAUGCCUCUAGAUGCUGUUACAGAAUGAAGACUUCUGUUUUGCGUGUGUGGUAUCUACUCGCCAGUGUGUUUAUUUACUUAACAUUUGUACAAUGCCAUCUGAACAGUUUUACUUUAGCAAAAUGAAAUCCUGGAGAGCAAGAGAAUGGGGAGAUCUCAAGCACCAGAAUCGCUUAUUAAAGAUUUUUUAGAAUCAGUAAGAAAUAUAUAAGCACAAGCAAACCUUCACAAGCAAAAGCGAAACUGACUUGAAGAAACUGCUGGAAUGUUAGUAAUAUGUGCCUUUUAAUCAAGGAGGUAUGGGGAAAUAAAGAUACUUUAUACUGGACUUUUUUUCUCAUUUAGUUGAUUAAUUUGUGUAGGUCUAAAAGCCAUGAUGCUGAAAAAGAACCCCCAGAUCAAUUAGAAUAGAAUGACAAAAAAAUUCAAUAUCAAAAUUCUAAUCUUUGACGGCUACUUCAGAACUGACUAUUUGAUUAAUUUUGGAGAAGUGUAAGUAUGCUUCAGAGAAAGACCAUAGUUUAAAAAGUAUUCCAUGGAAUAUUCAAGAAAUCUAUCAGAUCCAUUUGUUAUUAGUAAUAAAUAAUAUCUCUCUUUCCAGGCCUAGCUGUAGGUUGCUAAUUUUUUAAUGAUUGUGCAAUUUUUGCUAAAUCUAGAUAUGUAAAUUAAGUAUAGGUUUGAAACAGAAGCUGAUGAAGAGUUAAAUUUAGGCCUGCUAACGUCUUAAAUAGCCCUCCUCCUAUGCCUUUAACAGCACGAUGACGUGAUACAUAUUCGUUUUACUGGCAUGUUAAAGUGAUAGGUAAACCUUCAUUUGCUCAACUUCUGCAUGUCACACUGCUAUUAAAGGAAGAGGAGCUGGGUCAGCAAAAAGCAUAAAAUUGAUGGUAAGCCUACUUAGAUGGUAAUAUUUUUGAGAGUCUCAAAUACUGUAUGAUUUUACUAAUAAUGCCAACAAGCAUCAGAAAUAACAUUAAAUUCCAUUUUGUUUAUUAAAUUAUUCUCAUCAAUCACAAUAUAGAGAACCUAAAGGAAAACAAUUAUACAUUAAUUUGCCGGGAAAACUCUUUAAACCAGUAACUUUCAUUUUCUCUUUUUAAACUUUGCAUGUUGUAUACUUCUCUCCUCCCCUUUUUCAGCUCUAUUUGAUUUCUUUUGUUCCUAAAAAGUUAAGAAAAUAUUCAUGCUGCAUUGUCCCUGUACCUAUUAUCAAUCUUAAAUAUUCUAUAAAUUAAUGAAUCCUGGAGCAAUUCUGUGCUUUAUCUGUUUGGAGUUUUGAAAAAAAGACUGUACUCUUCAGUACACUUACUCUAGGAAGUAAGAGUACUUGAUGGGCACACUUCAGACGAUCAAAUCCUGACUUGAUGUGCCACAAUAUGCAUGAGUAGGGAUGGACGAGAUCUACUCAGUUGUUUUUCCUUUUUCCAGUCUUAAAUUCAGUUUUUCACAUUUCUGCAACCAUUUGCGAUUUUUUAAAAAAAAUAUGAAAAUUUGUCAGCAUUUUAGUGUGAAAUUCUAAGUAUUUUUGAAAGCAGUUCUUAAUAAUAUACACAUUUUUGCAAACACUUUUCCUAAUAUAAUGCAUUUGUGUAUGUUAUUUUCAUGUAUGUGCUUUUAUUAACAUUUGCUCUACUAUAAUACAUUUGUGAACAUAUUGUUUGGUUGGAGAACUGUAUUGCAAAAUUCUGAGAAGAGUGAGUUUUGAAGGAUAGCUGUGUUUCAGUUCAUGUAUUGGUUCUAUAUGUGCAAAUUAGGUUGUUUCUCAUUAAAAUGUGAACAGAAUCAAAUUUCUCCACCACCCCUAUCCAUGAGUUUUGUGCACCCUUUGCUCCUGCAAGCAACUGCAUGCAGGUGCAUGAAGUUCAUUUAUACACUGCCCUGGGCUCCUGCUGGGAGGAAGAGCGGGAUCUAAAUCAAAUAAUAAAUGAAUAAAUAAUAAAUAUGCUAGUUUAUUAAGCCAGGAGUUGAUCAUUAUGAGCCUGGUCACUGGAACUUGUUUCCAAGUACACAUAUGUAAGACCGCACUGCACAUGGAAGGGAGAGUUUUCUCAGGGUAUGUUCUUUUUUAUAUAUUAGCACAAUGCCAUCAAAAUCACAUUUCCUAGAGCUGAACAAGUUGGCAGAGCGAUAGACUGUGAUUCUCUCCUUGGAUUCCCUACACUGGAUAUAUGAAAAUCGUAGAUAAGGAAUGAGGCUAGCUUUUAAAAUAAUGACAUUUAAAAAUAAAUUUUGUCUGUGCAAAUAUA
This is a messenger RNA of Rhineura floridana, 5715 nucleotides long. RefSeq names its product SHC adaptor protein 4 (gene SHC4). The record is from RefSeq and is a predicted model, not a curated record. Gene Ontology annotation, cellular component: plasma membrane. Gene Ontology annotation, molecular function: receptor tyrosine kinase binding. The transcript is spliced from 12 exons. Gene Ontology annotation, biological process: cell surface receptor protein tyrosine kinase signaling pathway; intracellular signal transduction. Lineage: Eukaryota; Metazoa; Chordata; Lepidosauria; Squamata; Rhineuridae. Bases 1491 to 3362 code for a protein of 623 amino acids.